Culex quinquefasciatus (southern house mosquito) is the source of this 2859-nucleotide messenger RNA. It is a transcript of the gene stmA, whose product is annotated as protein EFR3 homolog cmp44E. Gene Ontology annotation, cellular component: plasma membrane. Lineage: Eukaryota; Metazoa; Arthropoda; Insecta; Diptera; Culicidae. Gene Ontology annotation, biological process: protein localization to plasma membrane. The transcript is spliced from 3 exons. The record is from RefSeq and is a predicted model, not a curated record. The coding region runs from base 54 to 2546 and encodes 830 amino acids.
AAACAUAAACUUCCUUUUUCGAAAAGUAAAUUUAAGCAAAACCCAACCAAAUCAUGUCGAUCAUAAAGUGCUGCUUCGAACCGGUCGAGAUGCCCGAGUUUCUGGACUCGUUCGUGAAAAAGUGCACGGAAGGAUGUUGUUGCGGAUGCUGUUCGGCGCUGCGGCCGCGCUACAAGCGCCUCGUGGACAACAUCUUCCCGGUGAAUCCGGAGGAUGGCCUGGUCAAGGCCAACAUGGAAAAGCUGACCUUUUACUCGCUGCGUUCGCCGGAGAAGCUGGACCGGAUCGGAGAGUAUCUGUACCAGCGGGCCUCGAAGGACAUCAACCGGAAGCGGUACAAGUUUGUGGAGAUUGCGAUGGAGUCGAUGGAUUUGCUGCUGAUGGCGUGCCACGCGCAGAUUCUGAAUUUGUUUGUGGAGAGCUUUUUGCGGAUGGUGCAGAAGCUGCUGGAGGAUACGAAUCCGACGUUGCAGAUCAUGGCGACGAACUCGUUUGUGCGGUUUGCAAAUAUUGAGGAGGACACGCCGUCGUACCAUCGGCGGUAUGACUUUUUCAUUUCGAAGUUUAGCUCGAUGUGUUACGGGAACAAUGACGAUUUGGAGCUGCGGGAUAGCAUCCGGAUGGCGGGGAUUAAGGGGCUGCAGGGUGUCAUUCGGAAGACGGUGUCGGAUGAUUUGGUGGAGAACAUUUGGGAGAAGCAGCACAUGGAGAAAAUUGUGCCGUCGUUGCUGUUUAAUAUGCAGUCUGUGAGUGGAAGUAAGUCUGUGGACCAGGAGGCGACUCCUUCGACUCCGCCGGUGCUUGCCGAGGCGGUUCUUCGUGAGUUGGUUUCGCGAGCUUCGUUUGGGCACAUUCGCGCUGUUUUGAAGCCACUGUUGAUGCACAUGGACAACCACAAGCUGUGGGUCCCGAAUCGGUUCGCGAUCGACACGUUCCGGAUUGUGAUGAUCUCGAUUCAACCGCAGUAUUCGUACACAGUUGUGGAGACGCUCAUGUCCCAUCUGGACCAAAAUCUGGCGUCUUCUCCGAAGACACGAACUUCGUUGGCGGUUGUCCUUUCGAAGAUCAUUGCAAUCGCCGCCGGCGAAAGCGUCGGGCCAUCGGCCCUGGACAUAAUCAACAAUUUGCUAACCCACCUGAAGACUUCCGUCAGCACUCAACAUGAAUCAACUCCGGAAGAGACCCAAUAUCAAGAAGCCCUAAUCAACGCACUCGGCGAGUUCGCCAACCAUCAUCCAGACUACCAAAAGAUCGAAAUUAUGCUCUUCAUCAUGAACACCGUUCCGGAUCCAUCGAAAAAGAACAAAGGCGACACUCUGCUCCAGAACAUCCUCCUGAAGUCCCUUCUCAAAGUCGGCACCCAAUACCGCACCGUCUCCUUCGAAAAGGCCUUCCCCGUGUCCUUCCUUCAACCCCUGCUCAAAAUGGCCCGUGCUUCUUCCCUCCCCAUCCGGGUCAUCGUGAUGCAAAUCUUCCAGCAGCUGCUCGAUCGUCACCAAAACCAACAUCUGAUGAACCUGAUCAGCAUCAACAACUAUCCGACGCUGACCGUGGAGCAACCUUCCCGCUCGGACAUCCUUUUCACGCACAAGUACGGAUCGAACAUCCUGCAGGCGCUGAUCGACGCCAUGACCCAGGAGAACAACAUGGAGAUCCUGAAGCCGACCUACAACACCGCAGGCCUGAUGGUGGUCGAGAUGGCGUGCGGCGAAACGGUGCAGGAGUUCCUGUUGUUUGUACUGGGUGUUCAACAGGUGGCCAUCACCGAGGCCGAGCUGUCGCCGAAGCAUCGCUGCAACCUGCACAGCAUCGCCAUCUCGCUUCUCAUCCUGAUUGGCCGCUGCACCGGCAUCUCCACCCUCGUCGAGUACGCCGAAAAGAUCAUCCAGGCGCGCAUGGAAGAGGCCACCUAUCUGCUGCCACCCCUGCUGGACAACGAAAAGUCCGCCCCAAGCACCCUGAACACGAAUCUGCCCCACCUCAUGGUGGACAAACUGGCCAUCGCCGAGUGCAUUCAGCAGGCCGGUCUCGAGCACAGCCGCGUCCAAACGGGCACGCCCUACUCCCUGCACCAAACGGACAUGUCCGCCCAUCGGCACUCGUGGGUUGACACGAGCAGCGCCGCCCGCAACAGCAUCGUGGACGCCAACUACAACGACAUCGAGUCGGUCAGCAGUUCCCCGGGAGUGCAGAAGCGUUCCCUGGCCUCCGAGUUCAACUUCGAGUCGAUGAAGCGCGUGCUGGCGGAACCAACGGAAGCGUCCAAGCGGGAAGCCCGCGAGAAGCAGGCCGCAAUCGGGCGGACGUUCCGCGAGACGGCGUUUGAGGAUUUGGUUCGGCGGACGGAACCCAAGCACGACGUCAUCCAGGACAAGUUGAACGAGAUUUUCAACUCGCUUUCUACGGAGCGCCAGAUUGGCAGCUGUGCCGGGCAGUUGGCCAAGCUCGAGGCGUCGGCGGUGGAUGGGGGUGGGGCAGGGGGAGGGAAGUUGAACCAGCAGCGGGCGGUCUACGAGAACAACUUCCCCGAGCUGUUCUUUUACUAGGGAUGUGAGGUGGUGAAAGUGUUACGCGUCACUGUUGUUACGGUGGUUUUAUCUAGUGGAAAUGAUUUAUAUUUUUUGUUAUUUUGUGGUUUAUUUAUUGUUGGCUAGUCGGGAUGAACGCUUUAGGUAAAUUGGCGGAAGAGGGAAAAGUAGAUGAAAAAAGGAAUGUAUUUUAAUUCAUUGUUCUAGAACACACAGUUGUAACUCUCACAAAAAAUGGUAUUAAAAAAGGUCACGGUUGACGUUAAAUUCGUUUGUGAUGGGAUUGUGGUAGAUUUCCAAUAAUAAAGUAUUCUAUAAUUCGCAAUAAAAA